CCUCUACUCCGAUCCUCGCACUUGUUUAGGUCGAGAGUGUCAAUGUUGGUGUUAUCAUGGCGACAAACGACGAUGAGCCGAUGCAUUUGUAUGAAGUGUUUCAAAAUUGUUUCAAUAAGAUAGCGAAUAAACAGCCAGAAAAAAGUCGAGAAAUGCCUUAUGGAAUGCCUUACUCCAGUCAAGGGGAAGAUGCACUACAAUCUGACGGCCUGGGCAACUUUCCCGGCGCAGAGCCAUUAGCAUCGAAUGAUCCAGCCUACUUCCAAUAUGGCAAUGCAGCUCAGCAACGGUUACUACCACCGGACACCAGCAGAGGUAUCACGAACAAAAGGAAAAGAGACGUCAUAGAGCCAGAAGAUUUGGACGUCCAUUGGCCUUACGGGUCAGAAGGCUUCGACCAAGGCUCGCCAAGGUAUAACUCUCCGAAGCCACAGAACCUUUAUGGGGAGCCUUAUUUUAUUGACGGGGGCCAUGGAGGAGCAGGAGACCCUUGGUCCGCAAACCAAAGCCUGCAGCCUCCUUCAUACUCUUACCUGGGGAACCAGACCUCACAUCUGCCCUCCACAUCAUCUGCCUUCUCCUCCAUGCACCUCCCUCCCGAAUCAAUGGCGUAUGGUGCUGUGUCUCCAGGCCAGGAGCCCACAGGCCUAAUGCCCACCACCCUGCCCCCCAUGUCGAGCUUCCGCGGGGCUGGUGCCUCCCCGCUCUAUUCCUCGCAACAGAACAAUGGCAGCAGCGGCAGUGGAAGCACGGUUGUUGCCGCUGCAGGCAGCACAAAUACCGGCACCGUGGCGCCCGCAUCGGUACGGACUCCCACGGCAGCCACCGGCGGCAGCGGCCCUGCUGUCGGCAGCACCAAUCAGGGCUCUUCCCCGGGGCCUACGGCAGCCGACGCCCUAUCAUCUCGGGCAACAGGUGCCGCGGCCUCGGCAAACUCCUCCACGCACCCUCCGCCAGCCUCGUCGCAGACGGGCGACACCCUGGGCAAAGCGAUGGCCUCGCAGUUAUAUUCAGCCGAUCACCCAGGGAGCAGUUUUUCAUCAACGUCUUCCACACCUGUCAGUUCACCUCCCCCACUCUGUGCAGUGUCGCAGUGGCCGAGGAACAAUGCACAGUCAAGCCAACCUCCGUCUGGUUUCCAGGAAGCUACAAUGCACCAGCUGCAGACGCAAGUGGUUCUAGAGGAGCGGCUGGACGAUGCACUGAGCAUCUUGCGGACUCACGCCGAGGGUGCCUCCCUGGGUCCCAACAUGGGGCCCGCACUGGGGCUCACGGCUGGUGCCCACUCCAACGGACUACUGGCUUCCUUAACAGCAGGACACCCCUUCUCGCCUGGCAUGCCCACCCUUGACGCACACGGAGCAAGCCCGCCCGCCCUCUCAGACAGUUCUAUGAGGAGCAGGACGUCUCUAACGACUCCCAACAGCCAGAACCCAGGUCAUUAUGUGGAGAGCAGCCCGGGCAUCAAGGUGGAGAAAUGCAAGGAGGCGGACAAACUGGAGCACACCAAGAUCAGCCCCCCGAACUCCCCGGGUCCCCUGGGCGCCAGCCUGACCACCCCGACUGCCACGUCUUCCUCUGGGGGAGGAAAGUCCAGCAAGAGGUCUCGGAGCCGCUGGCAAGUAGCUGCUGGAAACAAUAGCAACAGCGGCCACGGCGAUGCGUUUGCCGGCUCCGGAGACGAGGACGAGCCCCCAGAAGUUAAGGCAGAGCGAGAAAAGGAGAGGAGACAGGCGAACAAUGCGCGGGAAAGGAUACGUGUAAGGGACAUAAACGAGGCGUUCAAGGAGCUGGGCCGAAUGUGCAUGAUGCACCUGAAGACAGACAAGGCCCAGACAAAGCUGAACAUCUUACACCAGGCAGUCGAGGUCAUUACCAGCCUGGAGCAGCAAGUCAGGGAGCGCAACCUGAACCCCAAGACGGCGUGCCUCAAGCGGCGUGAGGAGGAAAAGAGCGACGAGGGGGCCAAGCUGGGGGCCCACGGCCUGGCUCACCCGGGUCAAGCGCUCGAUGCACUGGCACACCAGAGGCUGGGCUCGCUGCCUGUAAGUACCCUAUGGACCGACUACUCGCAACCCAUGGAUGGGGAGACAAGCAACUCAGAAAUGUGAAGUUCUCAGCGUUACACAGGGUUCUUCUGCCAGACCCAUUCGCCAACACAAGUUCUUCGUUAUCGAAGGAGGGACAUCUUCCAGCUUCCAGUAGGAUGAACGAGCAAAAAAAAAAAAAAAAGAGAGGGAGGGCGCAUAUUACUCCGCAGCAGCCGAAGAGGAAAGCAGCCACCGUUCUUCCCUCCCCGACCAGCACCACCUUUUCUCGUCGACACCCGUUGUGUCCUCCUCUUUUUUUUUUUCUUUUUUUAAUCGAUUUCGUUUUUAUUUUCCUGUUUACUCUUACACGAUGAGAUCCUCGUGCCCUCAUAGUUGAUCACGCCUGUGCCCACAAAAAAAAAAAAAAAAAAACACAGAGAAGCAGGUUUGGCUUAAUCGACGCCAGGACUCUUUUUGAGCUGCUUCGUGCUUUUUUUUUUUUUUUCUUUUUGGACGAGUGGGGGCGGAACUUUGCUGUUGCAACCUGUAUACAUACCAUAACGCAUCUCUCAUCGCAGAUCAAUGCAUUUCGGCGUUUCGCGGAGGAGGAAAAGCGGCAACGGUGGCGAGAUUUUAAAAAAAAACACGACGACAGAUUUUCGUUUAAUCUUCUCUCUCCGUCUUUUUCCGUAUGCACGUUGUCGUGGAAUGGCGGACAGUGCUCUAUUUAAAGCAAAACGAGCGGAGGAGCGUCCGACGGCUCCCAUCUACAUGGCUCAACAAAAACGCACCUUUGUAAUUGUUUACUUCUCGUGGGAAGCUCGUUGAGGAACCCUUCUGAUUAUCUUACGUGAAAGUUUCUGGCUUGUCCGUAUUUGUAUCACCUUUUUACGGAGUACAUUACAUCAAUAGGACGAGCGGUGGUGUUGCAAAGUUAGUGAAGACUGCGGUUGGGGAGGACACACGUACCAGCCUUGUGGUAUUGUGGAAGGGUAGUUUAAUCUCAUAUAUCAAGUCACAAGCAAUAUGAGAUGGAACACUGAAAUUACCUUUUAAGGGGGGACAUGGCACUUGAAUUUUUUUUUUCUUGAUCGAUUAUGAUAAAUCUUCAUAAGUUUUUGUAUAUUUAUGUGCUGAUUUCAAAUAUGCAAUUAUUUUUCUAGUAUAAUGUGUACAUCUUAAAAUACAAAAUACAGUCUACUCUCGUUACAACGGACCAUCAUAAUCCGGCAAAAUGAGUCCGUUUUAUCCGAAGUCCGUAAUAUCCAAACUUCGCGGGGGGGGGG
Molecule: messenger RNA, 3316 nt
Organism: Rhipicephalus sanguineus (brown dog tick)
Lineage: Eukaryota; Metazoa; Arthropoda; Arachnida; Ixodida; Ixodidae
Gene: da
Product: transcription factor 12
Exons: 19
Coding region: 57-2111 (684 amino acids)
Biological process (GO): regulation of transcription by RNA polymerase II
Cellular component (GO): transcription regulator complex
Molecular function (GO): DNA-binding transcription factor activity, RNA polymerase II-specific; protein dimerization activity; RNA polymerase II cis-regulatory region sequence-specific DNA binding
Source: RefSeq, a predicted model, not a curated record